This is a messenger RNA of Pseudogymnoascus destructans, 372 nucleotides long. RefSeq lists its product as uncharacterized. The coding region runs from base 1 to 372 and encodes 123 amino acids. The transcript has a single exon. NCBI's taxonomy places the organism in Eukaryota, Fungi, Ascomycota, Leotiomycetes, Thelebolales, Thelebolaceae. The record is from RefSeq and is a predicted model, not a curated record.
AUGCAGGUGGACCGUAUGGUCCCUGCGGGUACGGCGCUGGCUGCUGAGGGCCAUACUGGGGCUGUUGCUGUGGUCCAUUUGGCUGGUAAACUUGAGGAGCAUAAUUUGGAUGAUAGUUCUGAACAGACAAUGGAGCGGGAUGGGGGGGUUGCUGGUGCUGAACUUGAUGAUGCUGCUGCUGGAGCUGAGGCUCAUUUCCGCGCCACUGUUGCGGUGGAGGAUAGCCACUGGCAGGAGCUGGCGGUCCAGCGUACUGGCCACCUUGUUGCCCAUAGCCACCAACUGGUGCAGGUGGUCCAUUGUAACCUCCUGCAUGUGGAGGGUAUUGAGAGUUUUGAAAUUCACCAUGACCGCCUUGGCCACCCUGGUUGA